This is a messenger RNA of Lactuca virosa, 3584 nucleotides long. NCBI's taxonomy places the organism in Eukaryota, Viridiplantae, Streptophyta, Magnoliopsida, Asterales, Asteraceae. The record is from the annotation of a GenBank genome assembly.
AUCUUCUUCUUCUGCACUCCCCUUUGUCUUCCUGACAGAAAUGGUAAAUAUGGUAAAUAUUUUUCACAACCGCUAUGCCUUAAUUAUAUAUAACUCGAAAUAAAACUAUUUAGGUAAGUGAAAGACACAUGUAAAUUGAAAUGUUCCUUGAUUUUUAAAUUGUUCAGAUAAGUAAAUUUACAGCUCCUUGAGUACACAAGUGGUUUGGCUUUCUCCACCGAAUUCCAAAAGUUUUCCAGCCACACCCACACCCAUCCCCAUCUCACAUUAUCUUUUAAUCUUUUAUCUUCUGGUUAAUCUACACUCUUAUGAUGAUCAUCCAGAUUCAUCCCAUCUGAAUUUCUUGGCAAUUGUUUCGCAUAAACUUAGCCCAACAAAGAUUUAUUUUUAUAGGAUCCACCCUUCAUUCCAAUGGCGUCUUCUUCAACUUCAACCGUUCACAGGAGCUUUAAGUAUGAUGUGUUUUUGAGUUUCAGGGGUGAAGAUACUCGUACUAACUUCGUUGAUCAUCUUUAUCAUGCUCUCCAGCAGAAAAGCAUUCUUACUUACAAGGACGAUGAGAAAAUAAAAAAAGGUAAAAAGAUCAAUGAUGAGCUCAUCGGAUCGAUUGAAGAUUCAAAAUUCUACAUCAUUGUUUUCUCCAAGAACUAUGCCUCUUCAUCUUGGUGCUUGGAUGAGCUUGUGAAGAUAAUGGAGUGCCACAGGACGACAACAGAGCACACUGCUUACCCUGUCUUCUAUGAUGUCGAACCCUCUGAAGUCAGAAAACAAAGUGGAGCAGUUGGAGAAGCAUUUGCCAAGUACGAAAUGGAAGAGGCUGCUGGGAAAUGGAGAGUGGCUCUGAAAGAAGCAGCAGAUCUUGCUGGGUGGGAGUUGAAGAAGACUGCUGAUGGGCAUGAAGCUAAAUUCAUCCAAAAAAUAGUUAAAGAGCUUUCAUUAGAGUUACGUUCCGUCAGUUUCAACAUUGAUGAAAAGUUAGUAGGAAUGGAGACCCGGAUCGAAGAUCUUGUACCAUCUUUAGGAAUUGGUUGUGAUGAUGUCCGCAUGAUUGGGAUCAAGGGGAUGGGAGGUGGUGGAAAGACAACUUUAGCAAGAGCUCUUUUUGAUCACAUAUCCUUUCAGUUUGAAGGUAAAAGCUUUGUUGAAAAUGUAAGGGAAAAUGCUUCUUCAUUUGGUUUAAAGUCUUUGCAAAAGCAGGUCCUUUCAAAUGUCUUAAAUGACAACAUACAUGUAAGUAGUAUUUAUGAUGGGAAACAAAUGAUGAAGAGGAUGAUGAGUGAUAAAAAGGUUCUUAUUGUUCUAGAUGAUGUGGAUCAUAUAGACCAACUUGAGGCGUUAUCUGGUGAGCUUAAUUGGUUCAAGCUAGGAAGUAGAAUUAUCAUCACAACAAGAGAUGCACAAGUCCUGGUAGCAUACAGAGUGGAGUUCAUUCAUGAUGUCUAUUUGUUAUCGGAUAAGGAAGCAAUUUGCCUCUUCGAUCAGUAUGCCUUUGGGAGAGAGAUUCCAAUUCAAGAUUAUGAAAAUCUAUCAAGACAAGUUUUACGUUAUGCCGCUGGUCUUCCCUUAACAAUCAGAGUUUUGGGUUCAUUUCUUUGUGGUAAAAAUGAACUUGAAUGGAUAGAUGCUCUAGAACGACUAAAAACGAUUCCGUUAUCAGAGACUCUGAAAAAAUUGGAACUAAGCUAUAUCGCUCUAGAGGAGGAUUACAAGGAAAUGUUUCUAGAUGUUGCAUGCAUCUUGAAAGGUUGGCAAAAAGAUGAUGCAAUCAAAGCACUUGAAAGCUGCGGAUUUCAUGCUAGAAAUGGUUUAAGAGUUCUUGAGCAAAAGUCUCUCAUAACUAUUAAUUAUCAUAAUUCACAUUAUUCCCAUAAUGUGAAUUAUGUGGGCAUGCAUGACCAUCUUCAAGAAAUGGGCAGAAAUAUUGUUCGCCGCUCGCUCCCACCUCACGAACAUAGCCGAUUGUGGAUUGAUGAAGAAAUUGGAAAUGUAUUGGCUAAUGAUUUGGGUACCAAAGCGACAAGGUGCAUACUACUCGACACUCAAAAUAGCAAUCGGGAAUUUGAUCUCAAAGGUCUUAGAAAGAUGAGGGAACUUAGAUUUCUCUCCAUGGGAAUUGCUGGUUAUCAGUAUUGGGAUUCGUAUAUAGUCAACCCAGAAUUUCCAAAUGCUUUACGAUAUUUGCAUUUGAUGUAUUACCCUUUUAGGUCUUUACCCAUAACAUUUCAAGCAAAUAACCUUGUUGCACUUGAGAUGUUUGGCGGUGAAAUCAUACAACUUUGGGAAGGGGGAGAAAGAAAGGUUCUUAACAAGCUGAGAAUCCUGGACCUCAGUUGUUCAAUGUUGACUACCCUUGACCUUGGCAUUGCUCCAAAUCUUGAGAAGUUGGAUCUUGGAAUGUGUUCUAAUUUGGUAAAACUUCACAUGUCUGUUGAAUGUUUAAAGCUCGUAUACAUCCACCUCAGAGAUGCAUGUUUGAUAAGGACCCUUGACCUUAGGCAGGCACCAAAUCUCGAAGAGUUGAUUCUUGACUUUUGCGACGAUUUGGAAAAACUUAAGAUGCCCAAUAGAUGUCUAAAUCUCCGAUCUCUACAACUCAAUAAUUCAAAGUUGAGGACCCUUCACAUUGGGCAGACACCAAAUCUCAAGAAUCUAGAUCUUAAUAGGAAUUAUUGCCUGGAAGAACUUGACAUGGCAGAUGAAUGUCAAAUGCUUGCGAAACUCAACAUUAGUCAUUCAAAGUUGAGAACCCUUGACCUUGGAACAACUCCAAAUCUCGAGAGGUUGGAUCUUGAAGAAUGUUAUAAUCUGGUAGAAAUUCGCCCUCCCGUUGGUGGUCUGAAAAAGCUUGUCAACUUACACUUAAGUGCGUUGGGGUUUGGAUAUUUUUCGUUUAAGAUGAAGGAUUAUACUUGUAGUGUUGAUGAAUCACUUCAGGUUGGUCCUUUAGCUGAGUUACAUUUGAUGGCGCAGUCCCUAGAAAGUUGCCCGCUUCACCCCGAAAGUAACUUGCCAAAGUUUCGGUUUAGAUGUUUUUAUAAAGAAGAUCGACCCUCAUUGACUAGAAAUCUUGAGAUGCUUUUUUCUGUUGGUAUGUGUGCUUGCACAAACCUUGAGACGUUUUCAGGAAGUAUGUGUGGGUUACGGCGUUUAAGAAGGCUUAAACUUGAAGGCAAUAUUAUAGAGGUGCUCAAGGAUCUUGACAAUGGUGGGAUGAAUUUUGAAAAGUUUGGAAGACCUGCAAAAGCCAAUUCACAAAGGACUAUUGUAACAGGCCAUGAAACCUAACACUGUUUCUUGUGGAAUAUUUGUCUUUGGAUCUAAUCAUAGGUAGUGAUGGUAUCAUGGCAGCUACUAUGGUGAUAUUGCACUGAACAUGAAGGAUGGGAUGCUGCAUAUAUUCUGUUCUUCUUCAACAAUCUUGGCAACUGGGGGUUAUGGUAGAUCAUAUAUAAAUCUCAGCAACCUCUACUCAUAAUCUGGUCUCUCUAUAUAUCUAGAUAUAUAGGUCUUCCUCUUGAGGUGUAACUUAACUUUAUUUCAUCAUUCCCAUGAAUUUCUAUUAAUAAAUAAUCGUUUCACACUAC